Aspergillus versicolor CBS 583.65 is the source of this 2487-nucleotide messenger RNA. Its product is annotated as HET domain-containing protein. The record is from RefSeq and is a predicted model, not a curated record. Bases 107 to 2401 code for a protein of 764 amino acids. Lineage: Eukaryota; Fungi; Ascomycota; Eurotiomycetes; Eurotiales; Aspergillaceae. The transcript is spliced from 2 exons.
UUUGCUUCGUAGGAAGCGACAUUUGUUAUUCGUCCCUGAUCAGGCCCCAGACUAUAUCAUCCUUUGUGAGAAAAAAUAGGAUUAUAAAUCUGUUGUUUGUUCGACGAUGCUUUGUGACAAAUGUUCCUUGAUUCAAUUCGACUUCUGCGGUACAGCUGGAAGACCGAAAGACUUUAGUUAUUAUAUCCUGCACAAAGAUCACGACUCGUUCCUCAAUUCUGUCGCUUCGGGAUGUCAUCUUUGCAAUCUUAUUAAGGGGCAAUUGAAUACUAAGCAUGAGGAUCAGACCGGGGACGACCAGCUACUCAAGAGCAUGAUUGACUCCACAAACACCAAUCGCAAUGCUAUUUGCGCCUAUUUCAAGGCCUAUAUGAUUAUCAUGGCCGAGCUAUCACCGAGUAAUCAAAGCAUCCAGCGCCUAUCUAUCACCAGUCAGACUGGACAAGGCGAUCUGAAGGCCAUUGACCCCCUGUUAGAGCCGUACUCUCAAGUCUGCCAGCUAGGCUAUCGUAGUAUUGGCUCGGGCUCUCAAGGGUUACCACUGGAUGGUGCUCGUUUAGAGCAUGCGCACUCUGCUCAAAGAUGUCGGGAUUCGGGAUCCGAAUCAGUCUCUGGAGAAAUCCGGGCACCAGAUGGGACUGCGCUCUCACCCGUGCCACUAAAUAUCGGUCUAGCUUGUCUAUGGAUCGACCACUGUCUGCAGAACCAUGAAUACUGUAAAUUCGGUUAUCAACAAUAUAAAGUGAUGGGGGACCGAGUGCCUCCGACACUUCUCAUAAAUGUCUCUACCCCUGAUCGGCCUUUUCUGGAGUCAACAACGGCGACAACAAUCAGAACCUACCUCGCGCUCAGUUACUGCUGGGGAAUAGACGGAAAUUUAAAGACAUUGAAUGAGAAUUACCAGACUCACGAGAAACUGAUACCAGUUGAGAGUCUUCCGAGAACUGUCAGGGAUGCGAUCGAUGUGACGCGCUGGCUUGGCUGCCAGUACCUAUGGGUCGACGCACUGUGUAUCAUACAAGACAAUACCGACAUGCGCGAUAAAGAGCUUGGUAGGAUGGGAGAUAUAUAUAGGCAGGCAUUUCUCACUAUCUACGCCGAGAGAGGCCGAACCUGCACCGAUGGGCUCUUCGAGAACCGAGACCCCCUUCUUUAUCGACCUUGUCAGUUGACCUGGCUAGAGAAGACAGCGGGGGGAGCAGCCACAACCACAAAUACCACAUUGACAGUCAGCUUACCGAGUGUCAACCACCUGCAAAACCGCGGCUGGAUCCUCCAAGAGGAGGUACUUUCCUCUCGGAGGUUAAUCUUCGGAAAUCAGAUGGCCUGGGCAUGCACAGUCGCCACAGCAUUAGAGACACGCCCUGUUCCAAAAGAUGAACGGGACCCCGUGACAAGCUCACUCGGAAGCAGUCUUAGUAGGCUGCGUAUGCGACUGUUUGCGCCACAGCUUACAGGCAGUGCGCUGGGCGAUAUUGCUUCUUCGUGGACGCAGCGAAGAGACAAUUUCGAUGCCUGGUAUUGCAUCGUUGAAGACUAUAGCGGGAGGAACCUAACUUUCGACACUGACAAGCUUCCAGCACUCGGAGGCCUGGCGGCAUCCUUUGCUCGGGUACAAGCAACAACUUACCUUGCAGGACUCUGGAAAGAGGAUAUUCAAAUAGGGCUUGGUUGGUAUGUGGCUACAGAACAAGCUACCCACAAUCUAGAGAAUACCGAGGCGUCCGGACCUACCUGGUCGUGGGCAUCUGCUGGGAAGAUGCGAGUGCGAUUUAGAUAUUUAGAGCCUGACUCGGCCCACCUUGUGUCCAAGGGCAGCCAUGUAGUGAACGCAAGCUGUGCUCCACAGUCUCUACAUCAACCUUAUGGACGGAUACAGAACGGAUAUAUUGAACUGCGAGGUUCUCUUAAGAGGCUGUCUCUAAAAUACAGUCCAGAAUCCUCCCUGAGUGAUCUUCAGAAAGAGAUAAUGCAUCGAGAGUCUGAAUUCAAAGUCGACAGCUUGAUCGCCGCUGCCACCAAUAUACGAGCUCGGUUCCCAGGCCUUAUAUUAGACCCUGGAACAGGAAAAGUCGUUGGCAUGGCGGCCCUCGACCGGCCGCCCCAGGAGGCACCAAGUCCAUUUCAUCAAACACAAACACCGCAACACGCUACCGAAGAAAAGUCGGAGCGGCAAAUCUGGUGUCUACUUCUCAGUGUUUUUGAGCGAUCCUAUAUGGAUGGGACCCUUCUCUAUCUCACAUGCUUGAUUUUGGAGUUUGUUGAUGAUGCCAAGUUUGUUUUUCGUCGAUGUGGCCUGGGUGUUCUGGAUGACAAUGCCUGGUCCCCAACGGAGCUCCCUGACAUAUACCGCGAUGACUCUGUACAACCCCAGUCAGUCAGAAAUGUUACAAUUGUUUGAUGUUUUAAACAAGAGGAUUUGGUGGCUCAAGCCGCUCAAAUCAGCUGAAAUAGGCCCUGACUAUAUAAUGAAAACUUGGUAUGCAU